UCUGACCAUUCUGUUUGUUUAUUAUCGUUGUUUGGCUCGCCAACAUCUGCACUAAAUAUUUACAUCUGUUAAUUAGAUUUCUAACAACUCAUUUUCAACAUGUAUCCGUGUCCGAUGCUCCAUAGUUACUAUCAAAGAUGUGAAAAUCAAAUUCCUAGAAGAGCUCUGAACCGGAUGAUAGACCAAGCGAUGCUGAAGGACACAGAUUGCAGAGAACUGGAUCCCCCGAUACUCAGGCUAAAUUCUUUGCAUCCCGAAUGUUACGCUCCUCAUGUGGACGUGACACGUGCCAAGUGUGCUUUCGGUCGGCGAGCUCUACCUAAGCUGAGGACGGAAUUGCACAGUGAACAUCCUCGGAUUGUUAGACAAGCGGUCAACACGAUCGCCGAUUUGAUCCACAACCCGGAAAGCGUUGUUGAGGCAAUAAGGCUUCGUAUACCAGACAGGCUAGCAGAUCUUUUGGUAUCUGAAGAUCCCUUCCUCCGUGAAAGAAUUGGAAUGAUUUACACAUCGUUGGCCAGUCAAUCAAACGGCGGUUCAACGAUUACCGGUAACCCAUCGAUAGUUUGCAACUUGGUGAAAAAUUUACGUGAUGAUCUUGACUGUGUACGGUUGAGGGCAGCAGAGGCCAUCGAAAUGUUGGCGAGAAAUUGUCGAGUUGCGCAAGAUCUCUGCGCCUUUGGAUUUAUCGAUCUGAUCGUCGAUCGAAUAAUCGAAGAGAAAAAGGAUAUUUUGGUCGUUUAUCUCGAAACGUUGAAAUCUCUUCUGGACUGCGAUCAGAAGAUUCACGCGAUCGAGAUUGGGACGAUGGACAAACUCGUCAUGCUCCUCCAGCGAAAGGACGAGGAUAUUUUAGUUGAAUCUCUGGCAUGCUUAGCAAUUUUGUGCUCUCAUCCCGUCGGCAAACAAAAAUCAAUCGACAUGGAUCUUCUCUUCGUCCUGAAAACCUUCCUCGAAGAUGAGCGAAGAGCUGUGCACACGAAAGCAGCAGGCGUCGUUGCAUUCGUGACAAUAACGACACCGGGAAAAUUACGGGCCUUAGAUCUGCAGAUAAUGGGUCGUCUUUUGGAAUUGGCUGCCGAUUUUCACUGUAGAGAACUUCAGCUCAUGGCCUUGAAGGCGCUGACGAACAUCGCCGAGGUUCCCAGAGGCAGAGCCAUGAUGUUGCAAUCGAACACGAUGUUCAUCGAGAAUAUCGAUACGUGCAAAGACGAAGCCACUGAAAGGCACAAGGCAAUUUUAAUGGAGACUAUUCGAUGGCAACCGUAAAUUUCAUAUUCGUAAAAUUUUAUUCAAUCCUCUUGAGAGUAUUGAAAUUAUACGUAUAUAGAAAUCUACAGACACUCUGUUGAUAGUUUGUUGCUAAAUAUUUUGCUGAGAAAUUUCUGACAUUUCAUAUUUCUGACUAACUUCUCUCGAUAUUUUGUGUUAGUCCUUGAAAUGUCCCAAUUUACAGAUUCUUUUAAAAUUUUCCAGUAUACAUAUUUCAAGGUAAAAAUGUCAU
Molecule: messenger RNA, 1504 nt
Organism: Neodiprion fabricii
Lineage: Eukaryota; Metazoa; Arthropoda; Insecta; Hymenoptera; Diprionidae
Product: radial spoke head 14 homolog
Exons: 8
Coding region: 100-1269 (389 amino acids)
Source: RefSeq, a predicted model, not a curated record